This is a messenger RNA of Physcomitrium patens, 2961 nucleotides long. RefSeq lists its product as uncharacterized. The record is from RefSeq and is a predicted model, not a curated record. Gene Ontology annotation, biological process: regulation of DNA-templated transcription. NCBI's taxonomy places the organism in Eukaryota, Viridiplantae, Streptophyta, Bryopsida, Funariales, Funariaceae. Gene Ontology annotation, molecular function: DNA binding; DNA-binding transcription factor activity.
UCAACCCAUUGCCUAGCUAGUUUGUAGCAACUGUAGCGAUGCCUACUUGCAAACCAACUUGAAUUGGAUGAGCUACGCAAUCGUUUCCAUCUCUCUCUCCAAAGGUAGCUGGGGAGUUGAGUGGAGAAAGACAAGCUGUGAACAGUAACUUCAACACACUUCGUUGUAUAACUUGGGUGGAGAGGGAGCGACAUUUAGAGCGAGAGAGAGAGAGCUGUGCACAAGCAACUGCAUAUACAAGGUUGAGCUGAGUGACGAAGUGUAGUACAAAAACUGUGCGGGCAUUAUGUUUUAAGCACUGUGCCCUUAGUCUCGGUGCCAUUAGGGUCUCCAGGCUCACUCCUGAGGAGUGAUGUGGUUACUGUGUCUGUCUUCUCCUCCUCCACGCCCGCUCGUGUGGCUGUCCGAACCAACAACAGGUUCACGUACCUGGACGCACACUGCUCCGCUGCAGCGCUUGUGCGGAGCUUACGUGCAGCUCCGGUCGCAUGUGUGACCACUAUUGGCUCUUUCCUAGGACGUUCCAGUCGGUGUAGGUGCCACUGCCAACAGCGUCUCGAAGUUGCGCUGAUUUGCGGUAGCCGGGUUUCGCUACGUUCCUUGCGGUGUGGCUGUUUUGUCAUCUGUAGAGGUGAUCACAUCGGUCAUGAGCGCAACAUCUGAGGGAAGUCGGUGACCUCUGGAUGGUGUAUGUAUUGGGAGUCCAUUCUUGCAGUCAUCGCCCUUUGGAUUCCCCACCCUCAGCAGCGUCUCUGUCAACUGUUGCCUGGAGAUUGCUGAAUUGGAAGCUGAUCAGCGCAAUUUGAGUAUUACAAGAAGAGUUCAUAAUAUUCUGCGUGGUACAAGAGUAUCUCUAGGCUGCGGAACUACAGAACUGACAUCAUCUCAAGCUCAGGCUCGCUGCAGACGAGUUCGGUGUCAUUUUGAUCACUGAAGGAGCGUGAAUACUAAGUUGAGAGUGUGGAGUUUGAGUGGUAGAAGGGCUUUUUGCUCCCAAGUUGCAAGGACUAUCUACACAAACUGGACUUGUAAUCAGCUGAAGUCAAGUGAUCAUGGCACUACAUGACAUGUUGGGUGGUACCGUGCUUGCGAAGCGCAAGUGGCGAGGCAUCUCACCUGACAACUGCACAGCGAAGAGAGCCAAUUUCUCUGGCUUCAAUUCUUCUGCUAGUUCUCUUUUAUUAGUCGACAAUAUCGAUAUUCCAGUUCUGCAAGACAUGGACUACUCCCAUCGGUUUUCUGGAGACCAGUAUUUGUAUGAGAUUCUCGGAGAGUUAAACCCAACCUCCUUUCUGGCUGGUUACGGUGAAUCGGAGACGGAGGUUUCGCCCGUCCCUGCUUCCUUUCAAAGUUGCGAAUCUCCGAAUAGUAGCGUGGAGGUGCAGGACCUGGAUGGCAUUGCUGCAGUUGUUGGCCAGACCGUCCUAUUCGGAAAGCCGGAAACAUGCGAUCUUAAUCAAGAUCAUUGUUCGGCACUGCUUACGUCUGCAUUUUCGAUGGAGCGCAGUUCGUGGCUCGCACCGCCCGCGAGGCAAGGGGACAAUCAGCUUGCAGCACAGGUGAAUCAGAUCUCGCCGACACACAGCUGGAACUUUGGUUUGGCGUCGCCAACAUCGCAAUAUCCCAAACAGUUCACCGCCGAUGGCUUGCGAUUUGCGCUAAGUAACUUUCGGCCGACACCUGACAGAAUUCUCAUGAAGCAGUCAGCCGAUGUGAAGCCGAAGUUUCAGCCACAAUUGUAUGGAUCUGUUGAGAAUUGCAGGCAUUCUUUAGAUGUCUCUCCAACGGGAGUGAUGCCUAGUCUAGGUAAAUCCAGUGCUGCAAAGGUCCCAGCGGCCACUAGUACUGGUCGUUCGUUCAGAGGUGUGAGGAAAAGGCCAUGGGGUCGGUGGUCUGCUGAGAUCCGUGAUCGGAUCGGCAGAUGUCGGCAUUGGUUAGGAACUUUUGACACAGCUGAGGAUGCUGCACGAGCGUACGACAGUGCUGCACGAGCUCUUCGCGGUUCCAAGGCCAAAACAAACUUCGCACCUCCAUGCAGUGACGAUCUACGAGGGAAGAUUGAGAGUACUGUAUGUAAUCAAUUGUCUAUAUGUCGCUCUCAACUGACAUCACGUGCCCAAGCAGUGCGGAGGACCAACCCUGCACCCCAAAGACGGUCGUAUGGAAGCACUGUCCCAAGUUACUCCAAGGAAUGCAAGGGUUCUAAAUUGUCAAGCGCGAAAGGCGUCAUCCGUGUCAGUGACGAAGUGAGGACUUCGGAAUUUAUGACCCAUCCUCCAAAGAAGGGCGUCUUAUUGCAGAGCGCGAUGUUGAGCCAAAACCAGGCUCAUGCACUGCUCGGUAGAGACUGCUCGGGCUCCAGUGCGGGUAGAUCACUGGAACUCGACCUUAAGCUUGGAUUUGGUUUGAGUCCGAAGUCGUGCUCGAGCCUUGAGAGUACGCAAGAAUCAACUGUGACAUAUCAAUCGUCGGAGUGCUCUUUUCCUUCUGUGUCGGAACUGUACUCGAGCUCAUCUUUUUCACCAGGGUCCCCGAGUCCAUUGUCAUCGCAUGCUUGGCACUAGGUCCAUAUUAUGGUACACAUUCCUCAUUUUUCUACUGUACCAUAUCAUUGGAGUAGUGUCAUUGUUGACGGUGCGAUGCCAAUUCGUUUCAGCCGCAUCUGCAUAUUCUGAAGAAUGAUCGGCCAAUAAUGUUAUUUCGGCUUGCAUCUUUAGGAUCAUCUAAUGCACUUAUAGUCUGGUCAUCAGCGAUUAGCUAGAUUAAGGAGAGGAUUGUUCAUACAUUGAGACUUCUUUAUGGUCAAACUCUCUCGAUGUGGACUUAUUUAUGAUCAAACUCUCCCGCAUUAGUCAAGCCUGAGCACCCUUGCACAUAUUAAAUAUUGUUCCAGUUUCUGCACAAGUUCGUAAUCCAUGUAUAUGAAGAUACAUAACCAAGCGCUGCCAACUCUUGACUUCA